This is a messenger RNA of Sabethes cyaneus, 6049 nucleotides long. RefSeq names its product atrial natriuretic peptide receptor 1. The coding region runs from base 1011 to 4796 and encodes 1261 amino acids. Lineage: Eukaryota; Metazoa; Arthropoda; Insecta; Diptera; Culicidae. Gene Ontology annotation, molecular function: guanylate cyclase activity; ATP binding; protein kinase activity. Gene Ontology annotation, biological process: cGMP biosynthetic process; receptor guanylyl cyclase signaling pathway; protein phosphorylation. The transcript is spliced from 15 exons. The record is from RefSeq and is a predicted model, not a curated record. Gene Ontology annotation, cellular component: membrane.
GUUCAGUCGUCUCUAGGAUCUGACACAGACCGGUUGAUUUAAUUUCAUGAGUGAGUUGUUACUAGGCUUUGCGCGUUGCAGUUUGACCAGUCCGUUAAUCUGCCGAAAAUUCGGUUAAUUGGGACAACCCGGUUUAGUAUGAUGGCAAGCAAUAGCUUUGACUCAAGCUACUAGCCUAAAAGCAAUAAUAAAUAAAGUUCAGUUUUAUCUGCGAAAGUGGGGGUGUAAUACUAAUGAUUGGGCAAACAUUAAAUAAGUGAUUUUUGAAUAAAUAAUAGUGUUUUUGUGCGUUCGUUUCUAGAAGAGUGUUUACUAACAUGGCUGAUCAUAUAUUAAAUGCUAUCAUGUGUCAUUCGCCACGUUUGAAGUGGAAAACAGUUAACAGAUCUGUUGUUAGCAGAAUCGAGUUUGUUUAGAAAUUGUGUGAAGAUGAUAAAUCACUAUUGCGCCAGUACUAUGGAAUUCCAAACAAGAGAUCGACACCGAAUUGGGAAUUUAUGAGUGACAAGAUAUACCCGUUGCUUAAUUUUCGCCAAAAAUAACACCAACCGGAACGGAAAGUGGAGUCCACAUUGUUUAUUGCUCAGCAUCCAAAAGACGACGACAAAAGUUACCAACAGAGAUUAUCAUAAUGCGUCCGCAUAAUAGCAGGAACAGCUAUCAGCUUCGCCGUAUCGACGACUACUUCUACAUCCAAUCCGUUAGCAAUGGACUUUUAGUGGACCUUGUCGAUGGUUGCUGUUUAUUAACUGGUAGUGUUUUGAUGCAACAAAAACACGACCGCAGAUUGUUGGCGAUGCGGAAUGCCAGCAAACCUGAUUCGUGAAUAGAGCCGUUUGAAAUAUUCGGCGAAACAUCGAUAUAGUUUCCACGCGGUUUAGUGUAUACAGUAUGACGGUAACAUCUUUAUGUGAUAAGCUCGGUACAAAAAGAAGCAUAAGUGUGUCAGUGUAAUAAAUGUGCUGUAAGAAUGUUAUUAUUAUUAAGCUAGAUCGAAUUGAAAUUCAGUCAUGCUCAAAACAAAACGCGCUCCGAUGCUAUCAGUGAUAACAUUGCUCAUCUCACUGAUUUGUUUUACCAGUAGCGAAUAUCAUACCUCUAGUAAUGCCAGCAGUACCGAAUAUAGUUUUUCCAAGUAUGAUUAUACCUCCGCUCAAGAAACCAGCCACGGUAACAAGCACGGUGUCGUCCUGAAUAAUGUUAAAGUGACAAAAAACCAUCGCCGACAUUCAUUACCAUCGAAUUCCACUAGCGAAAAGUCUGCUUAUAAAUACGCAAAAAGUGAUAGUGAGUACAGUACAUCGAUGCCUACUCGAAAUCAGCCACCCUCGUCGUUUGAAAUGUUGGACACCUUUCGAAAGCCUUCCUACGACAAUCGCGAAUCGCACAUAAAAUUUGCAAUUCUUCUACCGGAAAAACCGCAAAAUCAACGUGAUAUAAGAAUCCUCUCCACAAUACGACCGAUCAUCGAAAUGGCCACCAAUAUCGUUACUGGUCCUGGUGGAGCAUUGGAGAAUAUAAAAAUUGAAAUCGAUUAUCGAGACACCCAGUGCUCCUCAACAUAUGGUGCACUUGGAGCGUUCGAUAUUUUUCUAAAACGCAAGCCAGAUGUCUUCUUCGGACCGAUCUGCGAUUACGUGAUAGCUCCCAUUGCACGCUAUAACUCGGUCUGGGGAAUCCCGAUUCUCACGACUGGUGGACUUACGGAUGCGUUCUCCUUCAAAUCACCCAAUUACAUGACAUUGACACGCAUGAUGGGCAGUUAUAGCGAUAUAGGACUGGCUGUACGGGAAAUUCGAAAGCACUUCAACUGGACUAUUCAAGCAUUUAUCUAUCACGACAACGACGGGAAAAGCGGUAAGGGACACUCUGACUGCUCGUUGGCAAUUUCGUCGAUUUUUCGUGCGCUGAACACCACCGAUUAUCAUUCGGAUAAUUUCGAUGAAAAUGAAACAGAUUACAAUGGUUACUUGCGAAUUUUGGCGGACACCAAGAAGAAGGCUCGGAUUGUUAUUAUGUGCGCUAGUCCUUCCACAAUCCGAGAAAUUAUGCUGGCAGCCGCUGAAUUGAACAUGGUAGACAGUGGAGAAUACGUCUUCUUCAAUAUUGAAAUUUUUAGCAGCAUGGCUGCUACAAAGAAACCACCCUGGUUUGUGAAAAACGACACAGCAGAACGAAACAUGAAGGCGAAAAACGCUUAUACGGCGUUGUUACAGGUUGUUGCGCGGCAACCCGAGGAUGAAGAAUAUCGCCACUUCUCUGAAGAGGUCAAAAAACUAACCAAAACUAAAUUCAACUACACAUAUGCGGAAGAUGAACCAGUAUCCACCUUUGUCACAGCGUUUUAUGAUGCUGUUUUACUGUACGCAUAUGCCUUAAACGACAGUAUUACUCGACUAGGAGAACAUCAGGCACUGAAGCAGCCCAUUAAUGGCACCAAUCUAGUCCAUUUAAUGUGGGGAAAAUCAUUCAAAGGCAUAACCGGUAACGUAACCAUCGACUCGAAUGGAGAUAGAGUUUCCGAUUAUUCGCUUCUGGACCUUAAUCCAAAUACAGGCAUGUUUGAGAUAGUGGCAAAUUACUUCCACGACGGUGGAUUGCAGUUCGCGGCUGGAAAAGAGAUCCACUGGUCUGGAGGAAGAACAAAAGCCCCACCAGAUCGUCCUACCUGCGGCUUUGACGGCUCUUUAUGCCCAGACAAUUCAAUUCCUGGUUAUGCCAUUCUUUCGCUCAUCCUGGGACUAUGUGUGAUAUGCAUGGGUAUUGCAUCAAUACUUGGCUAUAGACACUACAAACUUGAAGCGGAAAUAAAUUCCAUGACAUGGAAAGUACAUGCAAAUGAAGUACUUUCUUGCAAUCCUAACCUGGGCCACCGGGGCAGUAUACAUAUGAUGACCCGGCGAGGCAGUCAGGCCACAAUCUAUUCUGAAGACUUUAAUUCAUUACCCGGCGACCGUCAGAUCUACAUUCAGUUCGGAUUUUACAAAGGCUGUAAAGUAGCAAUCAAAAGGAUAAACGUCAACAACUUGAAUCUUAAUCGCAACUUAAUGCUUGAGUUCAAGCGUAUGAAAGACAUACAGCACGAUCAUCUCGUAAAAUUUUACGGAGCUUGUCUCGAGCCCAGUCCGGAUGCUUUCAUCUUGACUGAGUACUGUCCGAAAGGUUCUUUGCAAGAUAUUUUGGAAAACGAGACUAUCAAGCUGGACUGGAUGUUCAAACUAUCCCUUAUGCAUGAUAUCGUCAAAGGAAUGGCUUUUCUGCAUUCAACUGACCUGCAUUCGCACGGUAAUUUGAAAUCGUCUAAUUGUGUGGUCGACUCGCGAUUUGUGCUAAAAAUCACAGAUUUCGGACUGCACCAACUUAGAAGGCCGUCUGAGGAGCAGGACCAAGAGAGUUAUGCUUAUUGGAAAAAACUCCUUUGGACCGCUCCGGAACUUUUGCGUAAUCCUACCCUCGACCCUGUUGGUACACCCAAAGGAGACGUUUACUCAUUCGGAAUCAUCGUGGAGGAGAUCGUAUCACGGCAAGGCCCGUUCUACACCGGGGACGACGAAAAAUCUCCAAAAGAAAUUAUAAAACUAGUCAAAAACGGACCUGAACCAUUCAGCGCUCCAUUUCGGCCCAAAGUUGAUGAGACCUCAUACGAGGAUGUAAAUAACCUUAUGGUUAAAUGCUGGGCUGAAGAUCCUGCCGAUCGUCCAGAUUUCAAUCUAUUGAAAACGAUAAUUAGAAAAAUCAAUAAAGAAAAUGAAUCUGGUAAUAUAUUAGAUAAUUUAUUGCAACGUAUGGAACAAUAUGCAAAUAACUUAGAGACACUAGUAGAAGAGCGCACACAAGACUACUUCGAGGAGAAACGCAAAUGCGAAGAGCUCCUCUAUCAAUUACUGCCAAGAUCCGUGGCAGCGCAGCUUAUAAUGGGCAAAUCUGUGAUAGCCGAAACCUAUGAUCAAGUAACUAUUUAUUUUAGCGAUAUUGUUGGUUUUACAUCUAUUUCCGCUCAAAGCACACCAAUGCAGGUUGUGGACCUGCUCAACGAUCUCUACACUUGUUUCGACUCUAUUGUGGAAAAUUUCGAUGUCUACAAGGUGGAAACCAUUGGAGAUGCAUAUAUGGUUGUAUCUGGACUACCGGUGCGUAACGGAAAUCUCCACGCCAGGGAAAUCUCUCGCAUGGCCCUGGCACUGUUGGCAGCUGUAUAUAAGUUUACCAUCCGACACCGACCCAAUGAACAACUUAGGUUAAGGAUAGGUUUACACAGCGGGCCAUGUGUUGCUGGUGUAGUUGGUUUGAAGAUGCCUCGGUACUGCUUGUUCGGAGAUACGGUAAAUACGGCUUCACGAAUGGAGUCCAACGGAGAGGCGCUGAAAAUUCAUAUAAGUCAUAAUACUAAAGUUCUUUUGGAUACGUUUGGUACGUUUGACGUAAAGGAACGUGGAUUAGUACCAAUGAAGGGCAAAGGUGAAAUGUUGACAUAUUGGUUGAAUGGAGAGAAAACAGAACUGCUGCAAACAGGCUUCAAAAUGAAUCAAUUUAAUGGUAAUUUUCCAGAAAAUAGUCCUUUAGCUUUACUAAAUGGAGCGCCACCCACAGGAAUUCUUCAUAAUAACAACAACACUAAUAUGUACAGCUUAAAUAACGGCGGUAAUGUUACCAAUAAGAAACUUAAUAACGUGUCAUACAACUUCAUUAAAUCGAACAGUACGAAAAAUCUUUUGAACGCCAAGGGAAGAUUGAGCCUUGGUGGUGACGAUACGAUACGUAGUGUCACUCAGCCUCUACUGACACAAAUUAACUGACAUUAACUUCAACGAAAAUAAACAGGAACUAUCAAAUAGAACCAAACACCGAUUAAAAUAUGGAGAUGUUAGUUAUGACAGCAUUUAAGUAUCUAGUUAUGAAUAACGUAAUUUCUGAAAACUUCUGCCCAUGCUAACUAUAACCGCAGACAAUGGAAGCACAGGAUAUACUUCCGUUUAACUCACGUUGUUUGUCGUCAGGUACUGCUCAGUUAUUUUUGUUGAAAUAAACCAUGGCAUAAAAAUAGAUAUUCGAAAAACUAGUAAUAUGAAAAAUAUGAUGAACAUGCAGUUUUCUCGUAUGUUUUUAUAUAAGGUCGAUCCAAAUUUGAUAAUACAGCAAUUCGUAGCCGAGGACCUACCGAUUAUUGAUGAACUUACCUAUCCUAUGUUUACCUAUCAUAUCUUUACCUAUGUUGUUUAUACCAAGGUGAGUUAAAAUAGGUGAUCUAGUUUUCACAGUUUGUAGAAGAGAAGUGCGCGGAACGAUUGGUUAGCAACCAUCGACGUUGUUUAUACAUUCAACAGUUUCCGCAUUGAAAAUUUCGGUGGUCGUCAAGAGUAACCCAGCGGGGGUGAAAAACAAAUUUGAACAUCAGAAAACCUCUCUUGACUAACCUUGGUUUAUACAAUGUAUGUAACCCAGAUAAGCAACUAAAUCCUAUGGAAAAAACGGCACACAAUUAAGCACAUUGUUUAUGCCACGGUUUUUGCUGAUUAUUGCCGUUAUAAUUUUAAAGUUGUAGGCUUGACAAAUUACAAUUUCUAGUAAUGGUAUUAUGAGUCCAACCUCAGACGAUAGACACGUGAGUCCCAAUGGUACGGUUCAUUCUUCCUCUUCUCUGAAAUAGAUCGAUGCUGGCUUAAGUCAAAGUCACUGCGAAGGAAUAAUUAUAUUCAGUAAAACAACGGCUGCUAACUACAACCCAUACUUUAGAUCAUCCUAAAUAUAAAGUAUACCAAAAUCUGUCCUCGUUCAAGAAGUUUAUUAUUUCGCAAAUGCAGCUUAUUAUGUACUUACGACUUUUGUGAUCCAAUUCUUAGUUCUUAAUAAUUGUAAGUGUGAAGGCUGACAAAGCAUUACGGAAUAAUUAUUUAAACAGCGACAGUUGCAUAUAAACGUAAACAUGGCCAAAAAUAGAGAAAUUCGUUUAGAAUUACCAUUGCUCGUGUAAACAUAUAAAUGAUAUAAACGAGACAUGUUGAAAGUAAUACCUGAAGACAAUGCUAGAAGAAAAACGAAAAAUAUAAGU